UGCUGGCCGCGCGGCUCCCCUGCGCUCCGCGGCCGGCGCUGAGGCGACAGGAGCAGGGUGGCGGCGGCGGCGGCGGCGAUGUCCCGGCUGGAGCAGGCCUGGCGAGGCCCUAGCCCGCCUUUUCACCGGCAAAGCGGGCGCUGGGCCGGGCCCUGAAGCCGCCCGCCGCCCCGGGAAGACUGGAGAACCCCCUGAGGGAGCCGGCGAGGCCCGGAGCUGCCCCGGCUGAGGAUGGGGAUCCUCUUCACCAGGAUAUGGAGGCUGUUCAACCACCAGGAGCACAAAGUUAUCAUUGUUGGGCUGGACAAUGCAGGCAAAACCACCAUUCUUUAUCAAUUCUCGAUGAAUGAGGUGGUGCACACCUCGCCCACCAUCGGCAGCAACGUGGAGGAGAUCGUGGUGAACAACACACGCUUCCUGAUGUGGGACAUCGGCGGGCAGGAGUCCCUGCGCUCCUCCUGGAACACCUACUACACCAACACCGAGUUCGUGAUAGUUGUGGUGGACAGCACAGACAGGGAGAGAAUUUCUGUGACUAAAGAAGAGCUCUAUAAAAUGUUAGCACAUGAGGACUUAAAAAAAGCAGGUUUGCUGAUCUUUGCUAACAAGCAAGAUGUCAAAGAGUGUAUGACAGUAGCUGAAAUCUCUCAGUUCCUGAAGCUGACUUCAAUUAAGGAUCAUCAGUGGCACAUUCAAGCAUGCUGUGCUCUAACUGGAGAGGGACUGUGCCAAGGACUCGAGUGGAUGAUGUCAAGACUUAAGAUCAGAUGAUUUUUAAUGACCUCUUUGCACAGACCUUGCUUCAGAAGAGCUGUACCCAUGGUUACCUUCCCAGUGGCAGAAUGAAUGGGUUAGGUGUAUUUAUACUGAACUGGUUGCAACUUUGUUUUCUACAUUAGAUGCACACACACACACACCCCUGCACCCCUGUAUAUAAAUUAAGACCAUUCAGCAAAAAGAAAGCUGCAGCUGACAGCUCCAGUUUGGCUUUCCUGUUGCUUUUCCUCUGAGGAUGAGUUUAGAUGCUGUGAUCGACCUUCGUGUCAAGAGACAACCACUUGAAACAGGCUGGUGGUGAAGAUGGAGAGGAAGGAGCUUUGAAUUUUGAGUUCUGUCAUUCCAGUGUAGCCCUCCCUAGUGGAAGAUCUUGGCUUCAUUACUCCAGUCAAUUAGAGAGCAAAUGGAUGGCUUAGAUACCAACCAACUUGCCAGUAUUUUUAAGGCUCCUGAUGUUACAAAUGCAGAACUCUCUUUCCUGUCUAUGUACUGUACAUAUUUGUGUAUAUUUAUACCUCAGUUUUAGGUUAACUGCAAUCUGUUCAGACCAGUGUGUGAAGCUGAAGCAGUCUGUUGGCAGCAGGACCUCCUAUCUGACGUGGCCAACCUCAUCACCACCUCUUUCCCUCUGUUAUCUACGUGGCUGGAAGGUUCAUCAAGGCAGGCAGGCAAGCAGACAGGUGGCUCACCACAAUUUGAUAAAGCAAACUCCCUUUUAGGAGCAGUGCUGGUUCCUCCCAGGAGUUUUCCAUUAGGAUGCCAUGCUGGAUUGGGGUGCAUAGAUUGAGCUGCAAGUUGCAGUGUUGGCAGAGAAUUCCAAUUUGUCAAAAGAGUUGCAAACGAAAUGGAUUUCCUUUGGGUUAGGUGACUCCAGGUGAUUCCUGUGGUGGUGUGCUCUCCUGUGGCACUGCUCUUCUGGUUUCUGCAGUACCAUUCAGUUAUGAUUUAAGUCAGAAAGGGAAAAAGAUCAUCUCUUGUUGUUUGUUUUUGGUUUUUUUUCUUAACCAAAGAGCUACAAAAGGCUGUUUAAAAGUCCUACUGGAACCUUCCAAACGAAAUCAUAAUCUGCAUUAA
Messenger RNA from Pogoniulus pusillus (Red-fronted tinkerbird), 1851 nucleotides. It is a transcript of the gene ARL5A, whose product is annotated as ADP ribosylation factor like GTPase 5A. Gene Ontology annotation, biological process: protein localization to Golgi membrane; intracellular protein transport; vesicle-mediated transport. Lineage: Eukaryota; Metazoa; Chordata; Aves; Piciformes; Lybiidae. Gene Ontology annotation, molecular function: GTP binding; GTPase activity. The record is from RefSeq and is a predicted model, not a curated record. The transcript has 6 exons. Bases 232 to 771 code for a protein of 179 amino acids. Gene Ontology annotation, cellular component: trans-Golgi network; cytoplasm.